AUGGAUGAAGCAAAGACGCUCUUGAACGAGCUGAUUGGUAAGUUCAAGAGUCCGGUGGAAAAGCAGGUUCUUAUGACGCUCAGCCUGCAAAUGAAAGAAGGCAGGCACAGAAUAGAAAGCGUGACGAAGACACUGCAGGAAAAUAUGCAGCUGUUUAGAAAGAAAAACAUGCAGCUGGAGUCAGAGGUAAGGAAGUAUUCGUAUGCACUGAGUAAGAAAAACGAUGCGUUUGUGGAGCUCAAUGCCGAGAAGCUAAGGCUUGCAAAGAAAAUAGUUGAGCUAGAAGAUGAAAAUGAAAAACUCCGGGCAAGCAUUGCAGAGACCGACAAGAAAGCACAGGAAAUAGAGGAACGAAUCAGAAGCAUGAGCAGGCCAUCAUUCAAUGAGAUAUACCUGGAAAUAGUGAAAGGAUUUGGGAUGGAGUUUGUUGAAAAAGACGACGGCAUGUGGUUAAGGAUAAAAAGCCGUAAGAUGAAUGAUGUUUUCAUGAUGCCGAUAGAUACAUGUACAGAUAUGCUUGAAGUUGCAGAUAUGGUCUGGGAAAAGAUUUGA
Messenger RNA from Ordospora pajunii, 552 nucleotides. RefSeq lists its product as uncharacterized. The coding region runs from base 1 to 552 and encodes 183 amino acids. Lineage: Eukaryota; Fungi; Microsporidia; Ordosporidae. The transcript has a single exon. The record is from RefSeq and is a predicted model, not a curated record.